Thermothelomyces thermophilus ATCC 42464 is the source of this 1861-nucleotide messenger RNA. RefSeq lists its product as uncharacterized. The transcript has 3 exons. The record is from RefSeq and is a predicted model, not a curated record. Gene Ontology annotation, molecular function: oxidoreductase activity. NCBI's taxonomy places the organism in Eukaryota, Fungi, Ascomycota, Sordariomycetes, Sordariales, Chaetomiaceae. Bases 192 to 1733 code for a protein of 513 amino acids.
CGACCCAGUGAUGGGCCGUUGACGUCGGGGAGCCGGGCUUGAUAUGUCUCACUACCCCACUGCUGCCACGGGACCCCGUUUGCCAAACUUAGUCGAUACUCGUCCUCGCUUCUUUACGGUCGCAUCUCUCAUCGUUCUUUUUUUUUUUUCCCUUCUCUCUCUACCGGCCGAUUUCAUGUCCCGCCAGCACCAUGCUGAACCGGGCUAACCCGUAUCCUAGGAAGAAGGUGGCGGUUGUUGGCGGUGGCUGCGCUGGGAUCGCGGCCUUGUGGGCGUUGAACCGUAGUCCUCAUGAUGUCUACCUGUACGAGGCCAAUGGCCGCCUUGGCGGGCAUACUCAGACGGUGGAGUUCACCAAGGGCAAGUACAAGACCCUGGUUGACACGGGUUUCAUCGUCAUGAACACCGAGACAUACCCGAACUUUCUCAGUUUUCUCAAGAGGAUCGGUGUGGAGACGGAACCGACGGAGAUGAGCUUCUCUGUGUCCCGAGAUCACGGAUGGUUCGAGUGGGCCGGCACCAGCUUGAGUACCGUGUUCUGCCAGAGGGGUAACCUGCUCUCACCGAGCAUGUGGCGCAUGCUGUUCGACGUGGUCCGCUUCAACAAUUUCGCCCUGGAUCUUCUGAGGGCGGACGACUCGACCGAUGAGACCAUUGGGGAGUACCUCGAACGCCAAGGGUAUUCGAAAGCCUUCCGCGACAACUACCUCAUCCCCAUGGCGGCUGCUGUGUGGAGCACAAGCCCGGACAAGUGCGCGCUCGACUUUCCGGCGGCGACACUGGUUCGUUUUCUGUGGAACCAUCAUCUGCUCUCAACGGUCGCCGCGCGGCCACAGUGGCUCACCAUCAGCACGGGGUCCAAGACAUACAUCGACAAGGUCAUGAAGGGCUUCCCGUCCAACCACUUGCGGCUCAACACGACCGUGACAUCGGUGACCAACGAUGCUGAUGGACGCGUACGGCUGCACACGGAGGGCGGAAAAUCUGAGGUGUUUGACCACGUCAUCCUGGCGACGCACGGCGACCAAGCGUACUCUAUCAUUCUCGACUCGGCGACCGAGGAGGAGAAGUCGAUUCUGUGCAACUUCCGUACGUCACAGAACGAGGCCGUGUUGCAUUCGGACACGUCUUUGAUGCCCAGGUCUCGGGCUGCCUGGUCGAGCUGGAACUAUCUAUCCAGAUCGACGUGGCUAAAGGGCGAAAGCAACACGGACCAAGUAUGCAUAACGUACAACAUGAACAUCCUACAGCACAUCCCUCGCGACGCUUUCGGCGACGUCCUGGUCACGCUCAACCCGUUGCACGAACCGGAUCCGAAGACGGUCCAAGGGCGGUACAGCUACCGACACCCGCUGUACACUCCGGCUGCCGUCCGGGCACAGCAGCGGCUCGACUCGAUUCAGAACAGGCGCGGUAUCAGUUACGCGGGAGCAUGGACGAAGUAUGGGUUCCACGAAGACGGCUUCAGCAGCGGACUGCGCGUGGCGGUGGAGCACCUCGGCGCCACCAUUCCGUUCGAGUUCAAGGACUCGACGUGUAGCCGCGGUGAAAGGCCGAAGCUGACGCUCUUGGACCACAUCGUGAGACUGUUGAUUUCGCUGGUGCAAAUGUUUUUUCUCGACAUACUGGAUGGGCUGGUGCAUGUGGUGAACAGGUCAACAACGCGGCGGCUGGCGUUGAGGGUAAACAGUCCGCCAAGCAUCAAUGGGCGGUUGCAUGAAAAGGAGCAUUGAUUUUUUUCCCCAUUUUCUUCUCUCUUUUUUUUUGCCCUUUUUUUUUUUUUCUUCGGAGCGGGUUGGAUUGCAUACCGUAUCUCAGGCACGAUCUCGCGAAUUGAGAUGCACCGUUCUACAACGGAACU